Alternaria burnsii is the source of this 1767-nucleotide messenger RNA. RefSeq names its product carbohydrate esterase family 3 protein. Bases 1 to 1767 code for a protein of 588 amino acids. Lineage: Eukaryota; Fungi; Ascomycota; Dothideomycetes; Pleosporales; Pleosporaceae. The transcript has 4 exons. The record is from RefSeq and is a predicted model, not a curated record.
AUGAGCAACCACGCGCUUGUUUACGGCGCUUCCGGUAUCUCAGGGUGGUCUAUUGUUAAUGCCAUCCUCAACGGAUAUCCCUCCAAAGAUGCCUUCUCCAGAGUCACAGCUAUGGUCAAUCGGCCACUGACACGUGAGAUGGCUCUCUGGCCCGACGACCCUAGACUCCAAAUCGUAUCUGGUGUCGAUCUAGUCAGAGGAACGCAGGAGGAGCUGGAGGAGCAAAUCAAAGAGAAGGUCAAGGACGUCGAGACUGUGACACAAGUGUACUUCUACUCAUACAAGCAGAUCGAUGACCCCGACUCCGAGUGCAAGACCAAUGAAGCCAUGCUCGAGCGUGCCGUGACUGCGAUCGAUCAUCUUUCAUCCAAAUUGUCAUACGUAGUUCUUCCUACGGGCACCAAGAUCUACGGCUGCCAGAUGCUCGACAAGUUUCCAUUUGCGGAUGCGCUACCACUCAAGGAGACAUUGCCACCGAUUCCUGAGCCAUAUCUCUCACAACUUUUCUACUACAACCAGAUUGAUUGCUUGAAACGCAUCUCCAAAGGAAAGAACUGGAGUUGGUGUGAGGUCCGACCAGACAACAUCAUUGGAUUCGUACCAAAUAACAACGCAUACUGCCUCGCGCAAACGCUUGCCUUGUAUCUUUCGCUCUAUCAAUACAUUGAGGGCGAAGGCGCAAAGUGCCCGUUCCCUGGUACUGAGAAAUCGUGGGUGAACAAGUACAAUGAGUCUCCGCAAGACAUGGUCGCGCACUUCUCGAUCCAUGCGUCUUUGAACCCAGAGAAAACUGCAUCACAGAGCUUUAACGUGGGUGGUCAAGAAGACAGCUGGAGCGGCAAGUGGCCGAUAAUCUGUGAUUGCUUUGGUCUAAAGGGUACUGGACCUGAAGAGGGCUCACCUCAGCCUGGAGCGUACAUUGACGCGCACAAGAAGGAGUGGGAGGAGCUAGAGAAGAAGCACAACCUCAAGAAGGGCAGCGUAGAUAGCGAUAUCACGCAUCCGGGAUUCCAGUACUUCAUCAUGACGAUGUUUGAUUUCGACCGCCAGAUGAUGAUCCUACUCAUCUUUGGCCUUCCCCACAGACAACCCGGCGCGAACCUCAACCUCCCACUACGCAUACUACCACUUGGCGACGCAACAACAUGGGGCUGGCAACCAAACCAAGAGAAUGGAACAGACGGAUAUCGCGCGCGACUGCUACGUGAGCUCGUACGUGCGCGUUACCACUCGGUUGACUUUGUUGGCACACAGCACUCUGGGUUCAUGGACAACAAUGACAAUGAGGGGCAUGAGGGGCAUACAAUUAGCCAGCUGCAGGGCGUAAUGAGAGACGGGCUACAGAUGCGACCAAACUUGGUGCUGCUACACAUUGGCACGAAUGAUCUGGCUCGCCCUGAAAGUAUAGCAGAAAGAUGGUCUGAUGCGCCGAAUCGAUUAGCAAGUUUACUGGAUGAAGUGCUGGAUGUAUGCCCGGAUGCCGUUGUGCUCGUUGCAAAGAUCAUACAGGCAGAGAAGAUGCAGACCAGGGCAAAUAUCGAGGCCUUCAACGAUGCAGUGCCUGUGGUGGUGAGGAAGAAGCUUGAACAGGGCUUCAAGCUCGCGGUCGUCGAUCACAGCAUCAUCGGGCCUAGUGAGUUGGUUGAUGGGUUGCAUCCGUCGUACGCUGGGUAUUUUCACAUGGGGGAGAUCUGGCUGGAGGCUAUCAAGACCAUCAGUGCUCAAGGGCUAAUAACACCGCCUAUUGCGGUACAGUACCACACAUGA